GCCCACGCGAGGUCCAGAUCCCACACAUGGUGCGCUCGGAGCGCCGCCGCUGCGUGCAUGGGAUGCUUCUACUCGGGAUUGUGGAGGACGGAGGAGAACAUGGGAGGGAAGAGGAAGAACAGCGGGCAGGUGCAAGUGAGAAAUAGAAAUGGAGGCUCCCUGCUGGCACCUGACUUUUCUACUGCCCAAAGGCAAAGGCUCGCCUCGCCUCCCCAGAUGCCCGUCGGCUCCCGACGGAGCCCCCCGCCGCCGCACCUCCGCCGCGCCAUGCCCCCCGCCUCCUUCUCCGUCUCUGCCACCACCGCCAUCCCGCCCCCGCCCCCGCUGCUCGCUCCCUUUUUCGAGUCGACUGGCCUUUACCACAGGUCUUCUGUUCGCAAGGUUGAGCUUCGAACUGGAAAAGUUUUGGAUCACCACCAAAUGGAUGGGAAUUUGUUUGGAGAAGGUCUAACUCUUUUCGGCAACAGAUUGUUUCAAGUUACCUGCCUGAAGAAUGACGGGUUUAUAUAUGAUCGACACAACUUCAGCAAAUGCGAGAGUUUUACCCAUAAAAUGCGUGAUGGUUGGGGUCUGGCGACUGAUAGAAAAGUUCCUUUUGGCAGUGAUGGUACUUCAAAGUUGUAUCAGCUGGAUCCAAAGUCAUUUGAAGUCAUGAAAAUGGUGACUGUCAAAUAUCAAGAUAAUGAAGUCCCAUAUCUUAAUGAGCUGGAGUAUAUCGAUGGUGAAGUGUGGGCAAAUGUCUGGCAGACAGAUCGCAUAGCCAGAGUGUCCCCUGAAGACGGCCUAGUGGUGGGCUGGAUCUUUCUUCAUGAGCUGAGGCGGCACUUGUGGAAUUCUGGCAAUACGAAUAUUGAUGUCCUAAAUGGAAUAGCUUGGGAUGAAGAAAAUCACAGAUUAUUCUUGACAGAAAAAUUGUGGCCAAAGCUUUAUGAGAUUAAGCUACGGCCGGUAGAUGGUCCAGCAGAUGGAUCUGUAGAAAUGUUAUGCCCAAAAGCAAGCCUUUAUCGCUGA
Phragmites australis (common reed) is the source of this 1011-nucleotide messenger RNA. Its product is annotated as glutaminyl-peptide cyclotransferase-like. Gene Ontology annotation, molecular function: glutaminyl-peptide cyclotransferase activity. NCBI's taxonomy places the organism in Eukaryota, Viridiplantae, Streptophyta, Magnoliopsida, Poales, Poaceae. The transcript is spliced from 11 exons. The record is from RefSeq and is a predicted model, not a curated record. Bases 58 to 1011 code for a protein of 317 amino acids.